Molecule: messenger RNA, 5767 nt
Organism: Limulus polyphemus (Atlantic horseshoe crab)
Lineage: Eukaryota; Metazoa; Arthropoda; Merostomata; Xiphosura; Limulidae
Product: zinc finger protein 271-like
Exons: 4
Coding region: 391-2028 (545 amino acids)
Biological process (GO): regulation of DNA-templated transcription
Molecular function (GO): DNA-binding transcription factor activity, RNA polymerase II-specific; RNA polymerase II cis-regulatory region sequence-specific DNA binding
Source: RefSeq, a predicted model, not a curated record
UCUGGUUCAAGCUAAAUGUAUUUUGUAAUAGUAGUUGUUAGUAAUUUCUAAAGUAAUAAAUUUUAAGUUUGUGUUUGCUAAGCGGCAAAAUGUCAUACGUCCACUGUUGUCACAUCAGUGGUGUAAUGUUUUGUGUUAAGUAAAUAGUUUCUGGAACUUGGAAACCAAGAUUAAGUGGUCGUCUUUUUGUUUUUUUUUCAAAAUGUGUGAGAACUGCACUAUUUCAGGAUUAGCUAGGUUAUCUAUAUGGUGAGUCAAUAAUCAAGGUUAUAACAGGCUGGCACUAGAAGAAGAUUUGGAACCAGAUGCUUGCUGUGAAAAAUACGUGGGUCCUGUUUAGUUUAACUAUAAACUCUGAGAAGAAUAUAAAAGUGAUACUGUGAUGUAACCAUGGAAGAAUUAAAGGUGAAGGUUGAACCCAUUUCUGAUGAAGAACAUGAUGCUUUGUUAGAUACCAAAUUGGUGAAAAAUGAAGAAGAAGAAACAUUUACAUUACCUAGAUAUAUAAAGACCUGUGUGAACACAUCUGGAAAUCAGUUUCCUAGUGAUCAUGUUUUAACACAAGCAGAUCCCUUUAUUGAAAUAGAAGUCAACAAAUCUCAGAAACAAAACAGUAAUGUAUUUGGAAAAAUGAAUUUAAGUGUACAUAACCUGAAACAAUCUGUUAAGCCUUGUAAAGGUGAGAAACAAUACAGUUGUUUACUCUGUGGAAAAGUAUUUGGAACAAAUAGUAAUUUAAAAAUACAUCAAAGAAUACAUACUGGAGAGAAACCAUAUGGUUGUAUAGUAUGCGGCAAAAAAUUUGGAAGAAAUAGUCAUUUAAAAAUGCAUCAAAGUGUGCACACUGGCGAGAAACCAUACAGUUGUGUAAUGUGCAGAAAACAAUUUGCAAGAAAUAGUGAUUUAAACAUUCAUCAGAAAAUACAUACUGGAGAGAAACCAUAUGGUUGUAUUGUGUGUGGCAAAGAAUUUGUAAGAAAAGGUGAUCUAAAGAAACAUGAGAGGAUACACACUGGAGAGAAACCAUACAGUUGUGCAGCAUGUUUAAAGAAAUUUGGAACAAGUAGUGAACUAAAAGUACAUGAGAGAAUACACACUGGAGAGAAACCAUACAGUUGUGUUGUGUGUGGAAAAGAAUUUCGAAGAAACUGUGAUUUAAAAGACCAUCAAAAAAUACAUACUGUAGAGAAACCAUAUGGUUGUAUAGUAUGUGGCCAAAAAUUUGGAAUAAAUAGUGAACUGAAAGUACAUGAGAGAACACACACAGGAGUAAAGCCAUACAGUUGUGAAAUUUGUGGGAAAGAAUUUCGUAGGAAUAGUAACUUAAAAGAUCAUCAGAAACUACAUACAGGAGAGAAACAACAUAGUUGUGUAGUGUGUGGCAAAAAAUUUGUAAGAAAAGGUGACCUGAAAAAACAUGUGAGGAUACACACUGGGGAGAAACCAUACAGUUGUAUAGUAUGUUUAAAAAAUUUUGGAACAAAUAGUGAACUAAAAAUACAUGGGAGAAUGCAUACUGAAGAUAUACUAUACAGUUGUAUAAUUUGUGGAAGAGAAUUUCGAAGAAAAAGUAACUUAAAAGAUCAUCAGAAAAUACAUACCAGAGAGAAGCCAUAUGGUUGUGUAGUGUGUGGCAAAAAAUUUGGAACAAAUAGUGAAUUAAAAAUACAUGAGAGAAUACACACUGGAGAAAAACCAUACAGUUGUGUAGUGUGUGGAAAAGAAUUUCGAACAAAUAGUAACUUAAAACAACAUGAGAUAAUACACUCUGGAGAAGCACCAUACAGUUGUAUAGUAUGUUUCAAAAAAUGUAGAACAACUAAUGAAUUAAAAGUACAUGAGAAAAUACACACUGGAGAAAAACCAUACACUUGUUUUGUUUGUGGCCAAACAUUUGGGACAAAGAGUAAUCUGAAAACUCAUGAAAAAUUACACACUGGAGAAAAACCAUAUAGUUGUGUAAUAUGUAGAAAAAAAUUUGCAAGAAAUUUUGAUCUAAAAAGACACAAGAAGAUUCACACUGUUUAAAAACUGUACAAUUGAGAAAUAUGUCAAAGACUAAAGAGUGAAGGAAAAGUACAUGAGAGAAUACAUACUGAAGAGAAACUAAACAUUUGUAUUUCAAAACGUUUUAAAACAAUGAAUCAGUUAAAAUCUCAUGAGAGAAUAACUACAGAAGAGAAACUAAACAUUUGUUUUUUGUAUUUCAAAACGUUUUAAAACAAUGAAUCAACUAAAAUCUCAUGAGAGAAUACAUACUGAAGAGAAACUAAACAUUUGUUAUGUUUGUUGCAAAAUGUUUAAAACAUUGCAUCAGUUAAAUUCUCAUGAGAGAAUACUCACAGAAGAUAAACCAUACAGAUGUAAACUAUCUUAUAAAACAUUUGUAAGAAAGAACAUGAGGCAGUACACACUAUGGCAAAGAAUUUGUGUCAAGAUAUGAACUGAAAUGCCAAGAGUUAUAUACGGGGGAGAAACCAUACAAUAUGUUGCUAAAAGUUGGGAAGUAAAAUUAGUGUAAAAGACCAUGAGAGGAUACACACUUGGCAGCUUUCACUCUAUGUCCAAGAGCUUUUAAUGGAUUUAAACAAAGAAACAUGAAAUAUUACACACUAGUGAGUAACAGUACAGCUGUGUAAUCUGUGCCAAAGAAUUUGUAACAAAAGAUUAUGUAAAGAAACAUCAAUGAAUAGUCAUUGGGGAGAAAUCAUACAGCUGUACAGUGUAUGUAUGUGUCUGACACAGAAUUUUUAAUUGAUAUUAACUUCAGAAAACAUGAAAAAAUACAUAUUUUGACAAAAAACUGUAAAACGUUUUCAAUAUUAGUAUCAGUGGACACACAAUGGUGUGAAACUACAUUUGUGUUGUGUGUAGCAAAGAAAUUGGAAGUUAUAAUCCCCUUGACAGGGUACACUCACAUGGUUCACAUGUAAUACUAUAUCAGUAUAGUGUGUGUGGAAAAGAAUAUGAAACCCUAAACCAUGAGGAGGUACAAAUUGUGGAGAAAGCAUGCAGGUAUGAUGUCUGUAGUUAAAACUUUUAAGAUAUUCCUUAUUUCAAAUAGUAUCAAGAAGUGAUACAACAAGUGUGUUACAAAAGACUUGAGAGACAAAAAUUUUAAAUAUCCUUAUAAAUAAUGUAAAGAAAAUCCUUUGUAAUGUUUAUGAUUUGUUGGGUGAAAAAAUAUCUGUGGUACCAGAAUUCUUUUAUGGAAAACUAGAGUUGUAUACAUUUGACAAUAAUUAGAGUAACUUUUUAAUAUUAACAGAUUAGUUAAUUGUGACAUGUGAGUUUUACAUAAUGCAACCUUUGUAUAGUUAGGAUUUUGUGGCUUUAAAGUAGUGGAUGUUUGUUUUUUACAAGUUAAGUCUACAACAAUUAUUUAUUUAUGAUAAGGCUCUUGUGACUGGACACCAACAAUUAUCAUGGUACCCAGUGGUCAGCAUGCCAGACUAAGGAUUUAUGGUUCAUGUCCCAUUACCAUGGGAGAAAACAAUCACUUACUGCAAUUUAGCUGCAUGGAUGUGUUAUAAGAAAGAUAGUUAAAUCACACUAUUUGUUCUGACAAGAGUUGGUGGUGUUAACUAACUGUCUUCCAUCUAGUUCAUCACUUCAAAAGCAGGAAUGCUACUUACCGUGCCUAAUAGCCUUUAUAAUAAUCUGACCACUAGGAAAUAAACUCGUACGAUGUAUGUACUAAAAUUAUUUGACUACUGAAGCAUUGUUUAGCAAAAAAAAAUGGAUAUAGAUGGGAUUUUACUCAGUUAUGUGAUAUCUUUCUUUGACAAAAUGGACUGUUACAGAUAGAUCUGUGUUACAGUCUUGUGUCCAUAAGCUGUGCCCUUGAAUUCUGACUUUUGUUGUUGUUUUUCUCAUAUACUGAAGUUCAUAUUUAUAUAUGAUGUAUAUAGUGAUUUUGUUCUCCAUUGUUCUUUAAGUAGGUGUUCUGCACUAACUGAGAUUGGACAAUUUCUCAGCACCCCAGUGGCAUAGCGGUAUGCCUGGGGACUUACAAUGCUAGAAACCGGGUUUCGAUACCCGUGGUGGGCAGAGCACAGAUAGCCCAUUGUGUAGCUUUGUGCUUAAUUCCAAACAAACAAACAAUUUCUCAAUAUGUUUCUUACUGUAUCAUUUUCACAUAGGAAUUUGGUUGUGUUCAUAUACUAUUAUUCCUGCUUUUCAUUUACAUUUGUCUUUUCCAUCAAAUAUUCAAGGUUUUUAUUGUCAAGAAGACUUAUCUUCUAUGUUCCAAAUCUUGUUCUUUUUUAAAACAGGAAAGUCUGUGAUAUCCAACAUUAUGCUUUUAUGGUGCUUUGAUCUCCAGUUAAGGCCCUUCUCAAUAUCUAUGAAUUUUUCUAUAAAUUGCUGUAUAUGAGCUGUCUUGAUGAUCAUCACCUUUAGGAAAGGAAGCUGGUAUUUUUUCUAUUUCUUUUAUGAAUUAUGUCUAAAAAUUGGCUAUUCGGAUGGCUCAUAAAUUCUGGAAUCGUGUUAGUAGGGAAAGGCUGUAUUACAAGUUUACAGACAACAUGUCUGAACCAUUCUGGUCCUUAGAGCAGCUAUUUCAGGAAUGGUAUCUUUAAAAAAAUUGUUGUAAAUGUUACUUAUUUAUGAUAGAGAUCAUAGCUAGGCCUUUCUAUGGUCAAAUGUUCUCCUGAAAAGAUAAUCCUGUAUUUGUUAAGUGUGGACAAAGAGUUGGAAAUAACAGAGACCUAAAACACUUCUAUGAGGUAUGAGAUUUGUGUCCUGGUCUCUAAAAUAUUUCUAACAAGAAAAGGGUCAAUGACUCAAGAUAAAAACAUUGUGAAAUGUUUUUCAGAGGACAAUCCCUUUAAACAUGGGUACCCCAUUAAACACUUUUCUGCACAAGUCACUGAGUUACAUUCAAAAUUUAAUUAAACACUUUUACUAUCAAUGUAUGUGAAUGAAAUUAACAUCAUAUUGUAUGUUAUUAUUCUAAGUUUUAUGUUAUCUGAAUUUUAUUUCAAAAAAUACUUAAAACUUCAGCUUUAUUGUCAUGUGACCCAUGAGUUAUGAAAAAUCUCAACUUUCAGUCUCUCAAUCUUGAACCACAUACUGCCAGGCCUGUACACAUGUGUCUAGACAGUAAUAUAUGCUUAUUUUCCCUAUUGACUCGUAUGUUUCAGAGUUCUUUGGCUGAAUGCAGUAGAAACAAGUAAUCAAUUUUGUCAACCCCUGAUGGGUGCCAAAUCCACCUUCUUUACUUUGCUUGAGCUUCAUAGCAUACAUGUAGUUGCUACGUAUAUAUGUAUAUGGUCAUUAGAAUGAACUCAUUUUACACUAUAAGUCAACAACAGUUAUUUUGAAAUUUGCAUGCAGUUGUCAUCAUUGGGUAGAUGUAACUGCCUGUAGUAUUAUUGGCUGCUUUAUCCUUUAAAACACUUACAGUUUUUCUUAUCUAAAUAUGUUAUAGUUAGAUAGACAGUUAUAUUGUAUUUAGGUCUUACUUUUAUAUCUUAGUUAAUUAUGUAUUAUUUGUGUUUUAAAAUGCAUAAUUGAAAGAUUUAAACAUUUUUAAAGAUAUACAUCAUACUUUGGAUCAAUUUCCAAGACACUAAAGAUCUUGUACAAGGGCAAGAUAAUUUGCUGAAGACCUGUGCAUCUUUGAUGAAGAUACCGUAAUUAUGCACCAAGGGUGCUGUCGAUUUGUGCUGAGAUGAGUAAUAAAUGUUAAAAGAUAGAAAAGGAAAAUAAAACAUUAAAAACUAUCUAUAUUUGAAAAGGAAAAGACCUAACUGAAAUUAUGAAU